GUACAAAUGAAUUGCUCAAUGUUUUUGAUUUAGCAACCUUGCUGCUGGUAAGAUAAGCCAACACAAAAUGGAAACAACAGGGCUAGCAGUUAGUAUUAUGGUUCUUCUUUUUGCCUCAGUAACGUGCACAGAGUCACCGCCUAGGCAACUGAACACGGAAAACAUCCUGAUCAAUGUGACAGCAGGGACACUGGCGGAUACACAGUUGCAGGAUACCAACAACUUGCAGAUCAAUUUAAACAUAUCGGUGGGCGAAGAGCAGGUGCUGGUCAAUGACAUCCCAGUAGAGCUGUCAGGGGUCACCAGGUUCAACUGCCAAGCCCUUCUCUUAGACAGCGUCAAUGGAAGCAGUGACUUUGAAUCUGGGGACUUGGUGUCCACUGUCACCCGGGUGAUGGUGAGCCAGAACCGGCUAUACAGUGACUCGGAGGAGGUGGUGGCUCUGCAGGUGUUCAGUGAAGUGAUAGAGAUGGAGGGCAAAGAGGUCCAACAGCCUGACAUGUGUGAGGUGAAAAUACUGUUGAGCCCAGAUUUCCAGAAACUGGCCCAGUUUACCAACAUCUACCCCAUCGGACACAGUGAGAUAUUCAGGGUUCCCAGAGAGAACGAUGUUGUUGUCACAGAUCCACCAAAUCCUAGAAAAGAUGAGGAACAGUUGAUCUCCCAGACCACCAGCCAGUACCCCCUGAAGCACACAGAAACCACCCAGGAGGAGAUCGCAGCCCCGGGAAAGCUCCCGGAGACUCCCUUGCGUAUGGACCCCGACCUGCUGUAUGAUGUCAAAUAUGAAGAUGAAUUUGAUGACCGAGAGCCAAGCCAGCCAGAUCAGAUUCAGAUGGAAACUCCGCCCAAAGAAUUCAUAUCAUCUUACUCUGCCAUGUGUCAGUGGGUGGAGGAAGUGAGGGAACGUCUGAGGCGCUUCAGCUCAGAGUCACUGCCUCUUUUCUUCCUGGUCAUGUGGGUGGUGGUGAUCGGCGUUGUCGGAUCUGCGGUCAUCGUCAAGAUCUUGGACAUCUUCUUCCCGACCUGUGAACACAAGCACAUUUUUCACCUAAACCCUGUCACUCUAAUGCCAGAGGAGGAGAAGCACACUCUAUUGGAGAACAUAGAAAUAGAAGCAGAAGAAGAAGACAAGAAGCCUUGAAUGAAGAUUGACAUGGCCAGCUCCUUUAUUUUCAGUUUGUUUUCGUUUGUUCUUCAACCUUGGUUACUGUGUCAGGUUUUGUUGCUAGCUUCUAUUCAGACUUUCAAACUUUUAUUUUCACUUCAGCACAUUAGAACAGGAACAGUAGGUGGUUUAAAGCCAUCAAAUUGACUAAACUCAAUUUGAUGGUUUAAUGCUAGUCCAAGUGAAUCCCUCAAAUUUAGUCACAUGAUCAGAAUGGGAAAAAAAGCGAGUGAUUCAUAGUGUUGAAUCUCUGUGAGGGACUAAGAGCUCUUUCAUCAUUUGCACAGAAAAUCAAACUCUUUGCUCCUGUGACUGGUCAGAUAGAGUUUUAUUAAGUCACAAAUGUACUCAGAACAGCUACUAAAUGGACCUUUAGACCGUAUUGUGUUUUUUUGGCUGUAUGCUGGCACCAAAACCUGGCAACAUACAUUAGAAUAGACGGAGGCUUAGGAAAGCAGUACUGUAGAAUUAACAAAAGAACAAACUGAGCAUUUUAGGAGCUGCAGCCAACAAUUUGGAGUCUUUAUGUUCACUGAAAAGACUUUCUAUAUGUAGCACUUCUGUACAGGUCACAAUUCUUUUCUUCACACUAACUUUUUUCUCCAAAAUUGGACCCCACUGCUGAAAAAAAAUGACAGCAAAUGCACUACAAUGAGUUUAUAUUAUAUAUUUAUUAACCACACGGCAGGCAGUGUUCUGUCGUACUUUAAGCGAAGACAAGAUGAAUAAUUAAAGCCAUUAUGUUUGAAUCUGUUGUUAUAUAUGGCUCACAAGAAGCAAAAUAAUAUUUAAUCUGAAAAGAAAAAAGAUGCAGAUCACUGUCUGGAAAAUGUUAUUUCAGAUCAAGUGUCUGCACAUUCAGAGACAGUUGUUUCCCUCCCUCAACUCUUCUUAACUCUGAAUGUCACUAAUGAAGAAAUUCCUCCCUCCGCUGCCCACUAUUGAGGCUCAUACAUUGAUUGUCUUUCUUCACAGUGCCUCAGUGACCCCUAUCAGCAAAGGGGGGGGGGGGGUGUCAUUUGUUUUCUUUGUGGUUUGUGUUUCCUGUUUCUAAUAAUGGGAGAAUGUAAGUGAGGUUGUUCAGAUUGUCUAUGCACUUGAGACGUAUAAGACAAACUACUAUUAUGACCAAUGAAAAAGACAGUGUGUGCACAAGACAUGACCAUACAUUCAAUGUGUAAAUUACUGUUAAAGGAAAGAGUCUGCACUUAUGCCUUAGUUUUGCUUUUUGGAGUAAAAACUGGACUUGGACCUUUUUUCCCAUUUUCUUUCUGUGGUGAAAUCUCAAAAUGACUUAUAGGCAAGAAUGACUGAAUGAUAAAGUAUCCACUCCCCAAUGUUUACUAGGCCUGGUGAGGGACCAAACAGGUGGGCACACAAGGCAGAUUUUUGGUCCAAAAAAGUGGGUUUAAUUAAAUCCAAAACUCAGUGUGUUUCAAGUGUUUCAAAAUGGUCUUAGUGUUAUUUUAAAAUGCUUUUUAAAAAACACCCUUAAAACAUCAGCUUGUGUACCUCAGCACAGCUGAGGUCGAGAUUUCGUCCUCCCCAGGAUUCAGUUUACUCUGCAGAAUGCAUGACGUGCUGCCAUAGCAAAAGGUGCAUGUGUAGUCUAGCUAGUGAAUGCUGUUUGGGUAGAUAAGGACACAAGCAGUAUUGUAUCUGAUUUUAACUACAGAGUCUCCUUCCACUCAGUACUGGAUCUGCAAAGUUGCAUGCUCUUAGUUUUGGCAAUUUGUAUCAUUUACAGUAGGGGAAUAAGAAAAAAAGAAAAUCUACAAAAUA
This is a messenger RNA of Morone saxatilis (striped sea-bass), 2950 nucleotides long. RefSeq names its product glycoprotein integral membrane 1 (gene ginm1). The record is from RefSeq and is a predicted model, not a curated record. Bases 68 to 1144 code for a protein of 358 amino acids. The transcript is spliced from 8 exons. Lineage: Eukaryota; Metazoa; Chordata; Actinopteri; Moronidae.